AGUGAGCAGAGGUCCGCUCCUCUGUGAAACCAACUGCCAACAUGCAGUUCUGGGAUUUCCUGGGCUGCACCGACACAGAUAUUUCCAGAAUAUCAUACUACACUGAUGUUGGAAACAGAGAUCAACUAGUGUUGGCAGAAGACUUGGGUAACAUGAGCCAGAGCCGAUCCAAGUCCACUAAAGUGUGUCCAGAGCAAUUAGAAUAUGACGGACAGUUAGCCCCAGCAGCAGCAUUUGAGUCAGGCAUGGCGUCGUCUUCCUACCUGGAGCCCAACCUCAAUCACUCGGCAGCGGGUGGUUGUGGGGUGAAAUCCCGGUCCGGGAUGCCUGGCGUUGGUACCAGCAGCUCUGCCGGCGGCCUCGAGCGCCCCGCUGGCUCCAUGGACCGGGUGCUCAAGAUCUUCCAUUACUUUGAGACAAAUAGUGAACCAAGUAUUUGGGCUAGUAAUAUCAGGCAUGGAGAUGCCACCGAUGUCAGGGGUGUUAUCCAGAAGAUAGCGGAGAUCCACAAAUUGCGCUGUGUGUCCUCUCUGGGUCUCCGUCUCACCCAUCUGCACUCUGAUGCUCUCCAUUGGUUACACCCAGAUUUGGGCGUGUCGCACGUCCGGGAGAAAUAUGAGAAACAGCACCCCCAGGAGGAGUGGAGGUAUGAGUUGCGGAUACGGUACCUUCCUAAAGGUUACCUCAGCCAUUUCUGUGAAGACAAACCCUCUCUCAACUACCUCUAUCACCAGGUAAAGAGUGAUUAUAUGCAGCAUAUAGCUGAUCGGGUGGAUCAAGAUGUUGCCUUGAAACUGGGGUGUUUGGAAAUUAGGAGGUUCUUCAGAGAGAUGCCAGGCAACGCCUUGGAUAAGAAAUCAAACUAUGAACUACUAGAGAAAGAUGUUGGUUUGAGAAGGUUCUUCCCCAAAAGCCUGUUGGACUCUCUCAAGGCGAAGACUCUUCGUAAGCAGAUCCAGCAAACCUUCAAGCAGUUCGCCAACUUCAACGAUGAGCAGAGCAUCCACAAGUUCUUUGAGAUACUCUCGCCCAUCUACCGCUUCGACAAGGAGUGCUUCAAAUGUGCUUUAGGGUCUAGUUGGAUAAUAUCAGUAGAGUUAGCUAUUGGACCAGAGGAAGGAAUCAGCUACCUCACAGAUAAGGGCUCAAUGCCCACACACUUAGCUAACUUCACCCAGGUUCAGUCAAUCCAGUACUCUUCCUUAGAAGAGAAGGACAGGAAAGGCAUGCUGCAGCUCAACGUAGCAGGAGCUCCAGAGCCUCUCACAGUCACGACGGCAUUGCUGACUACAGCAGAAAACAUGGCUGACUUGAUUGACGGAUACUGUCGGCUUGUCUCCUCAGCUACACACUCCUUCAUCGUCAGAGUCCACAAAGAGGGGGACAGAGCUCUGCCUUCUAUACCCAAAGUUUCAAAUCAUGAGAGGCGAAUGGAGAAGCGGAUGGAAGGAGUACGGACCAGAGCUGUUUGCGUCUCAGAAACGGACGACUAUGCUGAGAUCAUAGACGAGGAGGACACCUACACCAUGCCUUCAACUCGGGACUAUGAGAUUCAGCGGGAUCGUAUUGAGCUGGGACGCUGCAUAGGAGAAGGUCAGUUUGGAGACGUCCACCAAGGAAUCUACAUCAGCCCGGAGAACCCGGCUCUUUCUGUGGCAGUGAAGACGUGUAAGAACUCGACAUCAGACAGCGUCAGGGAAAAGUUUCUCCAAGAAGCACUGACCAUGCGUCAGUUUGAUCAUCCGAACAUCGUGAAGCUGAUGGGAGUAAUCACAGAGAAUCCAGUUUGGAUCAUCAUGGAGCUCUGUACACUCGGAGAGUUGCGCUCAUUUCUCCAGGUGAGGAAGUACAGUUUAGACCUGGCCAGUCUCAUCCUUUACUCCCACCAGCUCAGCACAGCGCUGGCCUAUCUGGAGAGCAAACGCUUUGUACACAGGGACAUUGCAGCGCGGAACGUGUUGGUGUCUACAGUCGACUGUGUGAAGCUGGGAGACUUUGGUCUGUCGCGAUACAUGGAAGAUAGCUCUUAUUACAAAGCAUCCAAAGGUAAACUGCCCAUUAAAUGGAUGGCUCCAGAAUCAAUAAACUUCAGACGCUUUACCACAGCCAGCGACGUCUGGAUGUUCGGCGUCUGUAUGUGGGAGGUUCUAAUGUACGGCAUAAAGCCUUUCCAGGGUGUGAAGAACAACGACGUAAUCGGCAGGAUAGAGAACGGCGAGCGGCUGGCGAUGCCCCCUCAGUGCCCGCCUACUCUGUACAGCUUGAUGACAAAGUGCUGGUCUUAUGAUCCAAGCAAGAGGCCGCGCUUCACUGAACUCAAAACACAACUCAGCACUAUCCUAGAGGAGGAGAAGCUCCAGCAGAAGGAGAGGAACAGGAUGGAGAUGAGGAGACAAGUCACUGUGUCUUGGGACUCCGGAGGGUCUGAUGAAGCACCACCAAAGCCCAGCCGUCGGCCCUCCCUGCAGCCGACCUUCAGUCUGGAUUGUCUUUCUGCUCCUUCUUCUCACCACCAUUGCCAUCAAAACCAGCACUUUGCCUCCCAGCUUUCCCUUUACCAUGGAAACCCUGCUUCUUUAUCCACCUACGCCUCCUCUCACUCACCCGCUCCUCCACUCUACCCCUCCUCUUUGCAAUUUCCCCAUCACUUUUCCUCUUCUCCUAAUCCACAGUUUGUACCGGCUCCCCUUCAAAACACCACUCAGUACAAUCGCUCUUUCUCUCCACACCACACUAGAUUGAAUCCCGACUCCAAAGCUUGUCCGAGCUCGUUGCAACAGUUUCAAACAAACCACUGUUCUCUACCUCGCGCAAAUUCAGACAGCAUGUCCAACGGCAGCUGCCCCCACAAGAUAAAUCCCUCUUCUAACAGCCACCUGCUCUGUUCGUCUCAGCCAGCGUCACACAUCUCCCACUCCCAUCCCAGGAACUUCUCUCCGCUCCUCUCCCUCUCCAGUCCUAACAUUAACUCUCUGCCCAGCAGGAUGUCAGAUGUCUGUCCCCUCACCCUCCAAAACAACCAUCCCAAGUCAAACUCUAAUCUUAAAACCCCGCUGUCAUCCAGCUUUCACCACGGCUGCCAGACUAAUCCCAGAACCUCACUCCAACCUGACUCUGACCCCCAGGCCCAACACCAUGCGGUGCAGUCAUGUGGGAGACCCCCGCUGGUCUCUGUUGCUCCCCUCACUCCCUAUACUCUACCCUCCACUAACCUUCAUCCCCCCAGUAGAAAACCAAGUCCCGCUGUAACUGCCCACAUGCCAUUUUCCAUCCCCUGCUCUGAAAGACCCAUGUCCAUACCUCUGAAGCCGAGUAGACCAGGCUACCCCAGUCCUCGCUCAAGUGAAGGUUUUUACCCCAGUCCCCAGCAUCCUGGACACUACCAGAUGGCGGGGUACCCUGGCCCUCACACGCUUCCCUCAGUGCCCAGCGCCCUGUACCCGCCACAGGCAGCCAUGCUGGACACGCACCACGCGCACACACACCCUCGCCACAACGUUCACACACACUCGCACUCGCAACUCCUUCCCCAGCCCCAUGGACAGGACAUGGCACUGUGGGGCUCUGCAAUGGAGGACAGGGCAGUAGACAUGCAGCAGUGUGUAGGCCAGCAGUGCCUGUUAAUGGAGGAACAGCUGAUGAUACAACAACAGCAGAUGGAGGAGGAUCAGAGGUGGCUGGAACAGGAGGAAAUGCUGCUGAAACCGGACGCCAGGACUUCUCGAGGGAGUCUGGACAGAGAGGACGGUGGACUCCAACCUCCAACGGGAAACCAGCACAUAUACCAGCCCGUUGGCAAAGCAGAGCAUGCAGCUCCUCCAAAGAAACCCCCACGACCUGGAGCCCAAAGCCAAGUGGGCAGUCUGGCCUGUCUAAAUACUGGAGACAGUUACAAUGAUGGAGUAAAGCUGCAGCCCCACGAGAUAAGCCCGCCCCCCACCGCCAACCUGGACCGCUCCAACGACAAGGUGUACGAGAACGUGACGGGCCUGGUCAAAGCCGUGAUCGAGAUGUCAAGCAAGAUUCAGCCGGCUCCUCCAGAGGAAUACGUUCCUAUGGUCAAGGAUGUGGGCCUGGCAUUAAGGACGUUAUUGGCCACAGUGGAUGAGACAUUACCACAACUUCCAGCCAGUACACACAGAGAGAUCGAGAUGGCUCAGAAACUGUUGAACUCUGACUUGGCUGAGCUGAUCGGGAAGAUGAAGUUAGCCCAACAGUAUGUGAUGACCAGUCUCCAGCAGGACUAUAAGAAACAGAUGUUGACGGCGGCUCACGCCCUCGCAGUCGACGCCAAGAACCUGCUGGAUGUUAUUGACCAAUCCCGGCUCAAGAUGAUGGCCCAGUCCCGCCCACACUAGCCGGGCCAACAGGAGCUGGUCUGCUGUUUGAGGGACAGCAUGGUGACGGUUCCUGCCGGCGGUGGAGAACAAAAGACUCCUGAGUCGUGACUCCUGAUACGGGAGAAACAGUGGCUCUGUUCAUUACAUGUUGAACCCUGCUUUAACCGAGGUCGUCCGUUCAUCUGGGAUUAAACUAUCCACCACUGUGACUUUCUUUGUACAAGAAACCUCUUCCUGAAUCAGGGACUUUACAGCUUCGCUCUCUUUGGACAUAUAUUUAAACUGAGCCGGAUUCCCGAGGGGGCAGAAGCUCCACCGUGGGCGACUGGAUCUGGAUUUGAUGACAUCAGGUAGAUCAGUCUUGGUGGAAUCCAACAAUAAGCAGGGCCAUCAGAUCGGACUGCCUCUGGUCGGCAGUGGGAAUAGGCUUCAGACAUCAGCCAGCAGCCAUGAUGACGUCACGUGUUCUGACCCGUGGAUGUGAAGCCUCCAGCUCAGUUGAAAAUACCUCCACAUCUCCAUGGAUGCUCAUGUUGUGCACGGUGCUUUUUACGAUGGACGCUCCAACAGGAAACCUCCCAGUAAAGAGACACUCCUCGGUUUGGUCAGGAGCUGCAGCCUCACGCCCUCCUCUCUUUUCUCUCCUCCACUCCCGUCUUCCCUCUGUCUCACCAGCUUUUAUUUAUAGACUCAGAAAUUGCUGAGGAGGAGACAGAGGGAGAGGCAGGAAGAGUCGGUUGAAGUUGAGCACGGUGCAGCGCCAGUCUACUCCCUGAAGAAAGAAUCCACUUAUCCUCCACUCUCCCUCUUUCAUUCACUUUCCAUCCUCACUGCUCCUCUCCCUCCUGCAGUCUUCCUCAGCUCUUACCUGAGCAGAUUUUUAAGACUCCAAAUGUGAAGAAUCAAACUCCCUGCUCGCACUCAGUUUGGUCUGCCCUUUUUAUCGGCUGCCUCCAUGAUUUUGUGUUAUUUUCCGUGGUCACAGUCUUCUUCCUCGACACUGAAAACUGUUUAGGACUUGGAAUACAAGCAAAUAUUCAAUCCCAGCAUGGAAAGAAAAAACAAACAAUAUGUGGACUUUGAGGAGUCGGUCUGAGUGACUGGAUACUUUCAGAUGUGUUUCGUCUUGACCUGGUGUCACACCUUUAACAGCCCCUUUCCACCAGUGUCGUAAAAGGAAUUUUCCUGCAAACAAACCUCACAGCUGGAACCUUUGUGCUUUGAGUCCCAGUUUCUGUCAGGUGUUACACUUUAAAAAUGUCCCUCCCAAACAACAGUCCCUAGGGAAAUAAACACACAUGAAAUGUGGAGCCACAUGAGUGGAACUCGUCUCGCACACGCAAAACACUGAACUGAAAAUACAGCAGAUCCCACGUCUCUUUGUUAAUACCAACCCCACAUGGAAUAUGACAUACUGCUAUAUGACAUAUACUGGUGACUGUACUAGUGUAGCAUGGUAUACUGGUAUGGAGAAGAGCAUAUUUGCACAGCAAACAGCUAAUUUUCUGGCCCUUCUUUACACCCAGAUUUGAUUCAAUGUUUAGCCAGCAAUGAAACUAUCAAAAAUGUGGGUGUUAUAGGGUUAAAAAUGAAAAAAAAUGAAAAAACACAUCUAUUUUAUGUUGUUGCGUAAAUCUGCUCAUGUUGGUAUAUUGUAAACUAUACUGGCGUGUAUCACUGGUGAAUUGUACAGAAGUCGUACUAGUAAACACUGGUUUUUAUUUUGUCUGCUGGGCUCAAUCAGCCACCUUGUCAAAUAGGAGGAAAAAACAAUGAAAUAAAAUAAUGAUGAAUGGAAA
This is a messenger RNA of Pleuronectes platessa (European plaice), 6139 nucleotides long. Its product is annotated as focal adhesion kinase 1. Gene Ontology annotation, cellular component: focal adhesion; cytoskeleton. The coding region runs from base 42 to 4358 and encodes 1438 amino acids. NCBI's taxonomy places the organism in Eukaryota, Metazoa, Chordata, Actinopteri, Pleuronectiformes, Pleuronectidae. Gene Ontology annotation, molecular function: ATP binding; protein tyrosine kinase activity. The transcript is spliced from 35 exons. The record is from RefSeq and is a predicted model, not a curated record. Gene Ontology annotation, biological process: signal complex assembly; protein phosphorylation.